Anguilla anguilla (European eel) is the source of this 1466-nucleotide messenger RNA. It is a transcript of the gene cmss1, whose product is annotated as cms1 ribosomal small subunit homolog. The record is from RefSeq and is a predicted model, not a curated record. Gene Ontology annotation, cellular component: nucleus; 90S preribosome. Lineage: Eukaryota; Metazoa; Chordata; Actinopteri; Anguilliformes; Anguillidae. The coding region runs from base 116 to 991 and encodes 291 amino acids. The transcript has 10 exons.
AAUGUAUAUCCUCGUUUUAUUUUCCAAGUGACGAAUCUGUAGUUCUGAAAAUAGAACUGUUUGCGAGAUCGCACGUUUCACAGUGGUACUAGUUGGUUUAUUUUGUGUGUAAAAGAUGGGAGACGAUUUAGGAGAUGAGUGGUGGAAACAAAACAACGAUUCAGAGGCCUCCGAGAAGGAUGAGCCACAGGAGGAGGCCACAGAGAACCUUCCAGAAGACAAGAAGGCGAAAAAGAGGAAGACGGAGAGCAAGACCGUGAAGCCCAACAAGGCCAAGAGGAAGAAAAAGACGACACAGAAAGAAUGCAUUGUUGCUCAGGAGAAAAAGGAGGAGGGUGAAGAGAAGGAGCCCAAGCCCAAGAAGAGGAGAAAGAAGAAGACCAUCACAGACGUCCUGGCCACUUCCGAGCCCAAAGUGGGGAGCCCGGCGGAUCUACAGAAGCUCGUCCACGACCAUUACUCCGACAAGCGCUCCGUCAUCGAGAUGGAGGAGCUCAAACUGCCAGAUUCCUGCUUCCUGGCCAGCAACGACCUCACGCACAGCCUCUCCUCCUACUUAAAGGAAAUUUGCCCCAAGUGGGCGAAGGUGCAGAGGCUGCACACGGAGAAGAGGUCUGUGGCCCUGCUGAUCGUCUGCAGCUCCGCCCUCCGCACCAUAGAGCUCAUCAAGCAGAUGACCACCUUCAAAGGAGAAGCCAAAGUGAUUAAAUUAUUCGCCAAACACAUAAAGGUGGAGGAGCAGGUGAAGCUUCUGGACAAAGCGGUUACGCACAUCGGAGUGGGGACCCCUGGGCGGAUCAAAGCCCUCAUCGAGAAAGAGGGGCUGAGCCUUCAGGCACUGCGCUUCCUGGUUCUGGACUGGAACUGGAGGGACCAAAAGCAGAGGAGAAUGGUUGAUGUUCCAGAGGUUAAAGGUGACUUGUUGAAGCUGCUGGAGUCCGGGGUCAUGAAAGGCUGUCAGGAAGGGGGCAUCAAACUGGGCCUAUUCUGACCUAACCCCUCCCCCCCUUUCCCCACCACACCAUGCAUAGACAUAGGAGUCAGUCAACAUUAUUAUUCAUUUUGAAUAAAAAAUACAUGAGUGCUAUAUUUUUUUAAGAGUAUAAAUGUUGAUUGAAGCCAAGCGACUGUCACACAAGAUGUUGUCCUGUCGUUGCCAUGGCAGCAGUCAGGAUACAGCGUGGUCCGUGUUCUUUACUACAGUCGGUGGAAAUGAAAGGAAUAAAUUCUACUGAUUCCCAGAGAGCAGUUCAUGUUUCUACCAACGGUAGAUAGGCAGUAAAAAGCAAAUGGCUGCCACAGAAGUCAUAAAGUGCGAUGUAACAUCUGCAGCCAAUAAAAGUCACGUUUGCUAAGACCCCCACAAUAAAUUACCAUGGUAACCCCUUUUGUAACUUUUUUCAUGUCGUUACCGGUGGCUGAAAACUUGUGAUAACGUUUAACGCAAAUAAAACCGUGUGAAUGAA